AGCAGCAUAUUCUGCUCGAGCGUAUUUAAACCAAUGUUUAAUUCAGAACGCAAACGAAGCGCGUGGCGGCCACUUGCCGAUGCCACGGGGAGGCAAAGAACAGAUUCAUCUGGUAAAAUGUCGCUGUGCCGUGCAUGUUUAGUCCUGCUCAGCACCGAAGAUGCCGGAUAUAAUUUGUAUCGCGAAAAGGAUUUGGCUGCGAAGUUCAUUGGUUGUAUGGGCGCUAGCGAAGGUUUGCGAUUUUUGGGUGCACCCUUCGACGAGGAGGUGAGUCCACAAAUUGUGCUCAAAUGCAUUUGCGAGUGCUGCUACCAAUUGGUGCAGAAAUUCUACGAUUUUCAACGCAUGUGCGAAGAGUCCUUGAGGAACUUUCAAAUACUGAUGGCCCAAGUCAAUGCAAAGGCCAAGGACCAAAUUGCCGAAUAUCCCGAGAAGAAGCAGGAGGAAAACCAAAUAACUCAAAUUUCGGCAUUUGCACUCGACUCAAUGGAAGAUAUUGAAGAGGUCUACAUAAUUGAAGAUGAUGCUGCUAAACAAACUCUGGGGAAGGAAAGGCCAACCAAAGUUGCCACAUCUUUUAACAUUCCGAAGCGUCCUUGCGGCCUGCGACACAAGAUUGAGUGCAACAUUUGCGGCAGGGGAUUUUAUAAGAUGUCUGUGUACGAGGCCCAUAUGCAGAUCCACCAAGGAAAACAGCCCUACAAAUGCACAGUCGACAAAUGUGAAAAAUCCUAUUCGCGAGCAAACUUGCUGGAGGUCCAUUUGCGUGAGGUGCACCAGAACAAUAGAUCUACAUUUACCUGCACCGAACCCAAUUGCAACAAGGUAUACAGUGCGCUCAGCAGUCUCAAUUAUCAUCUGAGGCGCCAGCACAUUCAGCAUCCGAAGGAUGUCGAGUCGAGCAGCUCGGAACAUGUAUGCGAAAAAUGUGGCAAGUGCUAUGGGCGAAGGGCUCACCUGACACGCCACCAAUGGGUGCACCGAAGCAAGAACGAAUGCACUUUUGCAUGCAACGUGUGCGGCAUGCGUUUCUAUACCAAACAAAAUCUAAACGAUCAUUUCCUGCGGCGCCACAGCAACAGCAAUCAACUUUGGCGUUGCAAGCGUUGUGUGCGAAUUUUUGGAUCUCGGCUAGCAUUGUCCGUUCACAUGAAGAAACACCUGAGAUCGACGCGUAAUCCUUAAGUCAAUAUUAGGUGGCAUUCAUGAUUAGAACUGAU
Molecule: messenger RNA, 1220 nt
Organism: Drosophila grimshawi
Lineage: Eukaryota; Metazoa; Arthropoda; Insecta; Diptera; Drosophilidae
Product: zinc finger protein with KRAB and SCAN domains 5
Exons: 2
Coding region: 34-1185 (383 amino acids)
Biological process (GO): regulation of DNA-templated transcription
Cellular component (GO): nucleus
Molecular function (GO): zinc ion binding; DNA-binding transcription factor activity, RNA polymerase II-specific; RNA polymerase II cis-regulatory region sequence-specific DNA binding
Source: RefSeq, a predicted model, not a curated record